Molecule: messenger RNA, 2808 nt
Organism: Anopheles merus
Lineage: Eukaryota; Metazoa; Arthropoda; Insecta; Diptera; Culicidae
Exons: 3
Coding region: 1560-2579 (339 amino acids)
Source: RefSeq, a predicted model, not a curated record
CGAACAACAGUAAUUUUCGCGUCUCUCCCGAACUCACCGUUCUGCGACUUAAAAGAAAAACGAAUAAACCGAACUCUACCAAAACGUAGUUCGCAAAGCGUGUUGGGUAUAUUCUUAAAAAAUUAGGGACCACAUUUGUGGCGCCCCUAAAACUGAUGACCCUGACGUGAUCCGCCACCGACGCCGCGAAUUCGUACGUGAGUGUGUGUGUACUACGCAUCCCAAACUUUUGUUCCGCGUUGAACGUGUUCAAACGUGCCACCGGCAUCGGAGAUCGACGCAGAGAAGACAACGUGUGUGUGUGUGUGUGUGCCUACGACCGGGAGUGCUACCAGCGUUAGAGGUACCGGCAACGCAGCUGGCCUCCUCCCCCCUUUCCCUGUCAUUCACAGGACGUUGAGUGCGGGCCGACGAAAAAACGCAGCAACGCCGUGUUAGUGCGCCCGUAGCUACACGGAGCGUUCCUGCAUUGAGCGAACAAAAGAACCACCCGCACACGCGCGCGCCGCCUCGAAGCGCGACAAGCGCACACACACCAUCAUCGGCGCAGCAGAAAAAUUCCAUCCUUCUUUCGACGGCUGACGCAAUCGACGCAAUUCCUGGAAGUGGAUCGACGACAAUCUCCGCUGGUGGUCUCCUCGAUGCCGAUAAUCGCCUCGCAAGCGGUUCCUACACCUCGUUCAACUGGGAAUUUUCCGUUUGUGUGCGCUUCCAUCUACGGGUGCGAACAAGAAGGAAGACACCAACGUCGAGUUGCGCGCGCAAAUUAUUCAGCCGUAGCAGUAGUGACACAUCGCCGCCAUUACGAUUUUUUCACUCGAAGGCGAACCCGCUUGGAUCCAGCUGACAAGAAGAACGACGCCGCCAUUUUUUGAGCACCAUUUCAUCGCAAGUGAGGAAACGCCAUAUUCUCCACCCGAGAAGGAAGACGACGCACGCUGCUUCUGAAGCGUUUUCAUACCGAUCGACCGCAACGACGACACCCUGGUUACGUGAACAAUUAAGGUAAGAUCCACCCUUUUUAUUCACUACUAACCCCGACGCGGAAGGAUGCAGCGUAGCCCGCAACAAGGUGCAGCGCCGGUCACCAGCCCUGCAGUUGCCAUCAGCCCUGCAGUGGCCGAUAGUCCUGCGGUGGUCGCCAGCCCCGCAGCUGGACUCCCCACAUCGAGUCCAUACUUAAUCGAUAUAACCCCCCUCGCUCGUGACGCCUCUACCGACCUUCCGGAGUUCCAAGUCGAGACCGUGAACGCCAUGCGUCUCAAGCCGCCCGAAUUGGAUAUGAUGACAUCCAUACGUUCUUCUACGCCUUGGAGAACUGGUUCGACGCCUGGAAUAUUCCUCCGCACCAUCAUGUUAGGCCGAAAAUACACGGACCGGAAUCUCGCGGCCGCGGAAUUCCUGUAGGACAGUUAUGUCAAUAACUGCAAUUUGACAAUCAAUAACCUACAGAAAUUUGACCCGACCUGGACGUUUGUUUACAAAUAUUGAGCAACGCUUGUUACUCGAAUCGGAUCAAAUAUACUCUCAACUCACUUCCGAAUUAUUAGAAGCAAAAAAUGUUUCGUGUAAAAAGAGCAGCUGCAUUACGAUGGACAAGUGCGUGGGUAAAUUUCAUUCGUUUGCAUACGAUUUCGCUUCAGCAAGCUCCGUCAGCUAGAGAAUGGAUGCGCCCAAUGCUUCACGAAAGGAAUGAACAAGUGGGUCGGUUGCUAGCGUCUAUUUUACAAGAGGAAUUGGAUAAUACCAUAAUUAAUUUUAUGAGAUUGUCGAGAAACGAUUUUGAUUACCUUCAUAAGCAAAUUGGACCAAAGAUUCAAAGAAUGGAUACGAACAUGCGUUUAAGUUUGUCUGCCAAAGACAAGCUGAUAAUUACCUUGCGGUAUUUGGCUACAGGAGACUCAUACAACACCCUUGAAUAUGCCUUCCGGAUUUCAGCACAGGCAAUCGGUCAAUUUGUGCUGCAAGUGUGUGACUGUCUUGUGGAAGUUCUUCGAGAGCAGGUAAAGUUACCCACAUGCUCCGACGAAUGGAAACGAAUCGCGCAAGGCUUUCAAGACAAAUGGAAUUUUCCACAUGAAAUCGGAGCAAUUGAUGGAAAACACGUUAUGAUAAAAUCUCCUCCACAUAGCGGAACCGACUAUUUUAAUUACAGAAGGCAUUUUAGCAUCGUUCUGCUGGGUGUAGUUGAUGCCAACUGUAAUUUUAUGUAUGCAGACAUUGGCGCAAAAGGUCGAAUAUCUGAUGGAGGGGUUUUUAAAAACUCAAUGCUAUACAAAAAGCUUGAAAGAAAUGAAUUGGGAAUACCAAGCCCUGCCCCAUUGUACCAAACAUCUCGCAUCCUCGUCCCCUAUAUGCUUUUAGGCGACAAAGCCUUUCCUCUAACAAAAUACUGCCUUAGGCCAUUCAGUGGUUUCACGGAAAGAGGAUCGGUAGAGCGUAAUUUCAAUUUUCGUCAUUCAACUGCCAGGCGGUCUAUUGAAAUGGCUUUCGGGAGACUCUGUGGAAGGUUUCGAGUAUUAAGAACUGCGUCAGGAAAAUGCGAAAAAAGUUUUCUUGGCUUCUAUUUAUUUACAUAAUUUCAUUAGAAGAGAUGAGGAUGUACGGAGUCAGGAUAACCGUCAAUUUCUUUCCAAUGAAGAAGAGGAAAUAAAUAACAUGCGUGCACUCGAAACAAACAGGUCGCGACCUAAUUUGAAUAUGUUGCAAAUUCGGAUGCAUAUUGCAAACUAUUUACAAGAAAAUUGAAUUCAACAAUUAAUUUUUAUAAUGAUAUUUUUAAUAAUCAUAUAAUUGAAUUUGAAUAAA